GGGGUCCAGGGACCCCAGUUUGAGAACCUCUGGUUUAUACUGUUAUUAUGCCCAUGUGUAAUUAGUAAGUCAUUUUGUGGGCUGGAAGCUGAAAACUUUGAAAACCACUGCUGGUUCAGAGAGUUCAACACACCACAGCCUAACAACAAUCAAACUAAAGCACGAAAAAGUGCUUAAAAGAUUAUGCAAAUAUCAAAAGAAGCACAGAUCACAUAUGGUGCAGCCAAAUCUUUAUUGCAUGUUUUGUCGUUCUUUUUUAAUUUUUACAUACCUGGUUGGAUUAAUGAAAAUAAAAUCUAGCUGACACCUGUGCAAUGUGCUCUUUGCCUUUCAUCAGUCAAUCAGAGAAACUGAUCUGACAGGCAGGGAGACUGACUAAACACGUCUGUCUGCCUGUCCAGCAGAACCCACCCUUUUCAUUCUUUCAGGCUGGAUCCAAGGCAAAGACCUAAACAUUAGGCUACAUUUCAACUUUAAAGCAGACAGGAGGUAAACCUGCUGUAAAUAAGGGAGUGUGAUAAUGGCUGAAUACGCGCUCAGUGUGACAACAGGUGCCAUGAAGCAUGCAGGAACAAUAGACCACGUCUACGUCGUCCUGUUUGGAACAGAAGGGCAGAGCGGACGCACCAACCUGGACAACUUUGGUAUCGACUUCAGAACCGGGAAGACAAGAACAUUCAGCAUCAAGACGAGCUCGUCUCUGGGGAAACUUUUGCUCCUUAAAGUGGAGAAAGAUCCUCGCCUCUGCCUAAAAGAGGACGAGUGGUUCUGCUCCGAAAUGGUGGUGACGACUCCAGAGGGAGAGGAGGUUUUUUUCCCCUGUCACAGGUGGAUUUACAGGGGAGACAAUGUGGCGCUCAGAGGGGGGAAAGCUACAAARGCUUUUGAGGACGAGCAUCCUCUGCUGAUUGAGCACCGGAAAGAAGAGUUAAAGCUUAGGAAGAGCUUGUACCAGUGGGAGGUUACUGACGACAAGUUUUUACACAACAGUCACUUCAAAAACAUAUCUGAGCUCCCCGGAGAAAUCCGCUUCUCUGUGUCCAAAUCAGAACAAAUAUCCUACAAAAAAAGAAUGACCGAUGCUGAACUGGGAUUCAAAAGCCUGGCGGGAGCCAAUAAACAGUGGAAACACAUCAACGACAUGAAGAAAAUCUUCUGUUUCAAAAAGACGACAAUGUCAGAGUAUGUUUCUGAGCACUGGAAAGAAGACGACUUUUUUGGAUUCCAGUUUCUGAACGCAACAAACCCCAACGUGAUCAGGCGCUGUGCGAAACUUCCUCCGAACUUUCCGGUCACAGAGGAGACGGUGACGCCGUUUCUGGCUGGAAGCACUCUGAAGAAAGAAAUGGAGAACGGUAAUAUAUUCCUGGUGGACCAGAAGAUAAUGGAUGGAAUACCAACCAGAGAGAAGGAUGGAGGUUCUCUUCACAUAAGUGCUGGUUUUUGCUUGUUCUAYAUGAACCCGGAGAAAAAACUCAUGCCUCUUGCAAUACAGCUUCGGCAGCAACCCUCCGAGCAGAACCCCAUCUUUCUGCCCAGCGACCCGCAGACAGACUGGCUCCUGGCCAAGCUGUUCUUUAAAAGCGCGCAUGUAUUGGAGAACCAGACGGUCCAUCACAUCUUGAACACGCACUGCCUGGCAGAAGUCUUCGCUGUCGCUACUCUCCGCUGUUUCCCCGCCGUCCAUCCUUUUUACAAGCUGCUGAUCCCUCAUUUCCGCUACACUCUGCACAUCAACAUAUUUGUUCGRAUGUCAGUUCUUGGACCCGGCGGGGCUUUGAGUGAGAGUUCCCUUGGUGUGGAUGGGAUGAGGGAGCUGAUGAGAAGGGCCCUGUCUAACAUGACCUACAGCGCCCUCUGUCUGCCUGACAACAUCACUGCACGAGGUCUCGAGUCCAUCCCUGGCUUCUACUACAGAGAUGACGCUUUGAAGCUGUGGAACUACAUCAUGAGUUUCGUGAGGAGCAUGGUGGAGCUUUUCUAUUCCUCAGACAGCGACGUGAGGAAAGACACUGAACUGCAGGAAUGGAUCCAUGAGAUAUUCACGCACGGCUUCUUGGAAAACAAACUCUCUGGUAUUCCAACAUGCUUCAACACUGUGGGUGAAGUGGUCAAGUUCACCACCAUGGUGAUCUUUACGGUGACUGUACAACAUGCUGCUGUCAGUAAUGGACAGUUUGACUACCACGCCUGGAUCCCCAAUGGCUCUCUUCAGCUGCGCGGACCUCCUCCAACCACAAAAGGCCAGUCGAGCAUGCAAACGGUUCUUGAGGUUCUCCCAAACGUUGGCGACACCGUUAAGUUCGCAGCAUUGAGUUGGACUCUGUCAAGCAAGUACACCAAUGCGGUUCCUUUGGGUGAAUACCCUGAAGAGCGUUUCCACGAGCCAGCCACUAAGCUGAUGAUUAAGGACUUUCAAGCUGAACUAUCCUACCUGACUGAAGAAAUUAACGCAAGAAACUCUCGGCUUAAAGUACCCUACUCGUAUCUAAACCCUGCUGAAAUAGAAAACAGUGUAGCAGUUUAGACAAGUACGGAAAAACCAAGCUUGACUCUAUGUAUCCCCCCUCCACCUGUUUUAGUUGAAGUGUUCAUUUGAUUCAGUGUCGGCCAUAGUUGGGAGUCUUUUUCUGUCCAAAAUAAAGCCAAUAUCAAAGGGUCAGGUAAUCCAGACCUUUCUAUGGAAAGAUUAAUAAUUAUCUCAUCUAUGGAUAGUUCUUUGAAGAACUUCAUUUUAGAUUGUUUAAUUUCGACUGCAUUGAUAAGAUAGGGGCUAGCUAGAAGUUAAGAUAAAGUGGAUUUCUGUUAACGCAACUCUCAAAAAUCUGAGUUAUUUUAAGACAACAGAUAUUUAUUUCUGUAUUUAUCCAACUUAAAUUAGCCACUAGCUUGUUAAACUUCAAAUUAUGAGUUUGCUCCACUUUGGCUGUUUAAAGAGCUAUCUGCAGCAGGUAGUAUAUUAUCUAUUUAUAGUCAUGUCGUGAAGAUUAUGUUCUUUUUACAUCCUUGUUUAUAAAAUCUUUAUACUGUCAACUUCACUAAUGUUAUUUCUGUUUAAUGCAAUCUUAUUUUGUUUACUGGACUGAAUGUUUUUAUGUUUAAGUUGCAUUAUUUCUAAUUUUAUCUAACAGCUAUAGAUUUUAACAAAGAUGGGAAACACUUAAAUCAUACAAAAGGCAGUGGGGACUUUAUUAAAUUGCAGCAAAUUAGAUACAUUAAUUACUGGAUGUCCAACUGUUACAACACAUUGUAAACAAACAAACAAACAAAUCCAAACAAAACAUGUGCACAUGGCUGGACCCCUGGAAGAGAUCAGAAGUGCUUCAAAUUAGCUUUACUGAUCCUCUUGGAAGGGAUUAGAAACAUUUAAAGUGCUGUCAUAGUUUCUGACACAGAAAUAACACAGUUUAACCAACAACUUGCUGUUUUUCACAAAGGCAGAAAAAUAUGUAAGUUCAUCUUUAACAUUAUUGAGAAUAAAAAUCUAGUGCUCA
Molecule: messenger RNA, 3494 nt
Organism: Austrofundulus limnaeus
Lineage: Eukaryota; Metazoa; Chordata; Actinopteri; Cyprinodontiformes; Rivulidae
Product: hydroperoxide isomerase ALOXE3
Exons: 15
Coding region: 521-2527 (668 amino acids)
Biological process (GO): lipid oxidation
Molecular function (GO): iron ion binding; protein binding; oxidoreductase activity, acting on single donors with incorporation of molecular oxygen, incorporation of two atoms of oxygen
Source: RefSeq, a predicted model, not a curated record